Gallus gallus (chicken) is the source of this 5276-nucleotide messenger RNA. RefSeq names its product rhomboid domain containing 1 (gene RHBDD1). The coding region runs from base 2299 to 3252 and encodes 317 amino acids. The record is from RefSeq and is a predicted model, not a curated record. The transcript is spliced from 7 exons. NCBI's taxonomy places the organism in Eukaryota, Metazoa, Chordata, Aves, Galliformes, Phasianidae. Gene Ontology annotation, cellular component: membrane. Gene Ontology annotation, molecular function: serine-type endopeptidase activity.
ACCCACACAAAGGCAAUACGUAAUGAAAAUAUUAGAUUGUUCCAUCUGGGGAGCUGGUUUAUAUUGCACUACGAGAAGGGAUGUGAGUUUUGCCUCCAGAGAAGGAAAUAGUGGGUCUUACUAAUGUACAUGUUACCAGUAAAUCCUUUUCACCAUAGAGCAGGCCUGGGUUUUGUGGCACAAGAGUGUAGUGUCUAUUCCCACAGUGACUGCCUAUGAAAGCGAAUGUAUGGACAGAAGGAGCAGGAAGGAAUGAGUUCAGUGUCAGACACAGUGUUUUAUGCAGUUAUUGUAUUUAACGUUUCAAAGCUUGUUGUAACUGACAGCUGUGGCUGACCUUUUCCUUGCAUACGUAUUAAAUAAAAGCAGGAUGGUUCGCUAUGCUUAAAAUGUUUUGCUUUUUCUUGCAUCUAUUUGUCCUUGUUUUGCUUAUUCUGCCUUCCUUGGUCCCCUUCAAAGUUUGAGGCCAAUGGUAAGUGCAUUUUGCUGAUACUUCCUGUGUAGAACUCCUUUUGCCUUAAAAUCACAUUUUCUGUUUUGUUCUUUGCUUGGAUAUAAGGCUUUGUACUGAGUUUGUAUCUUCAUAGGUGAAGAGUGUGGCUCUGCUGGGCUUUGUCUGCAGUCUGAAGCAGUUUAUGCUCAGGAUCUGAUGUUUGCCCUUUUCAUCCUUUACACGUUUCUAGUGGUGUGGUUUUGGUUUUUUGUUUUCCAUUUGACCUAGCUCCAGUCUGGAUCUGUGGGCUGAAUGCUCUGCUUUUCCUUCUUCUCCUUCUCCUGCUUUAGUUCCAUCUGAAAAGAGAAAACAGUUUGUGGCCACUCCAGAGAACUGCGGUGAAAUCAGUAGGAGCGAUGGAGAGCUUCACUUCCAAAUCACACUGCUAAUCCAAAGUGAAUGGCUAACCCUGGGGUUUCUUCUGUCAGCAGAGCGUUGUGUAGUGCUAAGGUUCCUCCGGUACAAAUAGUUUUUGGAAGGCAUGAGGAGAACUAAGCAGUGCUAGAGAGAAGGUUACUGACAGGCCUUUCAAAGAGCAGGAUGUGCCAUGCAGAUACAUGACAGCUGUGCUUACCCUCAGUGGAAAUGAGAUGCAUUUCUCUUGUCUGUUUGUAACAUCUGGGCUUACGUCUCAGUAUGGGUGUUGAGGAGCGGGGCGAUGGGCUGGGCUUUGUUUUGCAUCAAUGCGAAUCACAAUUUUAGAGUGAACUUUUAGAAGUUCAGAGGGGAAUAGGACUUUAAGGAGAAUCUUCAAUCUACAGCUGUAGUAGGAAAAGACAGUAAUGUUUCAUUUGAACUACAGUUUACUAAACUAUUUACUUAAUGGCACGACUUUUCAGUGAUCUGAACUCCUAAUAUUUUAUGGCUGUCAAGCCAGCCAGCCUGGGAGUUUGUCACAGUAAAAAUAAAACCUUAUGUGCUCUGCACUUGGUUAGCACCGAACGGAUAGAUUCCAAGAAUGUUUAGCUCAGACCUUUAUCUUGAGUAGGUGACAGAAAUGCAGACACAUGGCAGCCGAGGAGCAACACAAACGUCCGCUUCAGGUCCCUGCUGGAAAUUUGUACAGUUUGAAGUGGGUGGCAUAUUUCAGAAAGAAAAACCAACACAAAUGCUUCAUUGUUUUAAGUCUUGUCAGGCUUCUUGUGAACAGAGUAGAGGCUGAGAAAGAAUGUCCCAACAGCUGAAAGCUCUCUGUAUUUUAAGUGAAUUACAUUAACUAAUUAAAUAACUAAUUUGUUUUCUUUCUUUAUAUAUUUGUUCUUUAUAAUCAAAUGCGUGAUGUGUUUUUGGCACCCAUUUCUGGUUGCUCCCAGUAAUAGGAAGGAUUUACAGUACAUAGCGUUACUGCAGUCAUGGUGUAAAGCCUUCCCACUCUCACACGGUUAUGGUGCAGACAUGUGCUGUGUGCAGGUUGUUUUUCCUUGAUGCCUGUAUGUUAAAAGUAUUAAAACUGGAAAAUAAAGAGCCUCAAAAGUGAGGGAAAGCUUUAAAAAGUGAGACUAUGUGCUAUUUGGCAAUCUGAACAAUGUGGUAUGGCAAGAAGUUGGGGUUUCCACGUAGCCUGUGUUUAAAUUGGGUUGGCUUUUAAAUUCUAAUAGUUUUUGUUAGCUGUUUUGUGGUGGGGAAAAAUGUGGCUGUGUCAGUGGCAAAAAAGAAAAGUCAGAGGUUUGGGCACAUGAAUGUAAGAACAUUUGGAACUGGUGAUACCAACGUUGCGACCCGUGUUUCCAGAACACAUGUGGUGUUGGAUUUGAACAAGAGUAGGAAUAGAGUGAACUUCACAUUCCUUUGAGCAAGAAACAAUAAUGCAGCGAAGACAGGGAAGAGUCAAUGCAGGACUGCUUUUGCUGCUGUACCAGAUUUCUCAAGUUGGACUUCAGAACAUUCCCUCUGUUACCCUCGCAGUGCUCAUACUGAAUGUUUUUUUCUUUCUGAAUCCCAUGAGGCCGCUGCAUGAGGCGUGUAUCAGUGUGAAGGAAGCUUUCUACAGGCAGAACUGGCAGCGUUUACUGCUUUCACCUGUCCACCAUGUUGAUGACUGGCACUUAUAUUAUAACAUGGUUUCCAUGCUUUGGAAGGGAAUAAUGUUGGAAAGGAAACUUGGGAGUGUGUGGUUUGCGUACAUAAUUGCAGUAUUUUCAGUGCUGACUGGAAUUGUCUAUGUGCUGCUGGAAUUCAUGCUUGUGAAGAUUCUGAACGAUCCUUCAUAUGAAAUGAAUUGUGGUGUAGGCUUCUCGGGAGUCUUGUUUGCUUUGAAAGUUCUUAACAACCAUUACAAUCCAGGAAGAGUCAGCAGUGUCCUUGGAUUGCAGAUAUCCAGCAAGUAUGCUUGUUGGGUGGAGCUGGUGGCGAUUCAUUUCAUUGCCCCAAGGACUUCUUUUGCUGGCCAUCUGGCAGGGAUUCUUGUUGGACUGAUGUACACAAUGGGUCCUCUGAAAAAGAUCAUGAAAGCCUGUGCAGGUGGCUUUUCUUCAUUCACAGACCCUGACAGGCCAAGAAACGACUACUCGGGCUAUUCAGAGUAUUACAGAUAUCCAGAUGAUCAAUACAGAACACCAAACAACUAUUAUGACUAUACAGGUGGGCUCACUGAAGAGGAACAGCUUGAAAGGGCAGUGCUAAACAGUCUGAAUGAAAGAGAUUUUGGUGGAGCAACAUACAAUAAUGAGCGGCGACCCUAUGGUUUUUGGUUCCCCCCUGAGCAGCACUCAGAAGAGGAAAUGCGAAGGCAGAGGCUUCGUAGGUUUUGGAGGCAAUGACAGCAGCAGGUGUUGAUGUAAACUGUACAGUGAUAUUCAGAAUUACCAAAAUAUUUGCAAAUUUAUUUAUUUGGGUUUCUUCGUUUUGUUUUUUACUGCGAUUUCCAAAACUGCAAAAGAUUUUGUGAGCUUAGGCUCAAAAUUGGAUAAAAAUGAGCUGGGAAUCAAAAUGUGAUCUUUGUCACUCCAUUUUGACGCAUCUUAUAUAUGAAAGAGAACUGUUUUUUUUUUACCAAACUUUCCCUGAACUUCUGUGUCGCCUGGCUCUUUGACUGCUGGUAUUCUUAGACAACAGGUUUUCUUCAUCACAGAAAAAAAGAAACAAAAAAAAACCCCCCACAAAAACCAAUAAACCCUUUUAAAAUGUAAAUUUAAAGCUAUGCAAUUCUUUUUUACAUAUUUUUGGUUUGAGAUGAACAACUCUUCUGGGAUUGGGACAUGAAUUGUCACUUGAAAAGACUGCCAUGAGGACGAUGGCUGGAUCACAUGAGUCUAGGCUUAGAGUUUUCAUGGAAAGGAAGAUGCAUAAGCCAUACAAGGAAUAGAUUUAGUUGUUAACUUAUACUUUUUAGGAAUACCUGUCUUCCUUUUUAAGAAGGUUUGGAAAUUAUAUUGAAUUAUAUUGUGCAUAUGUUGUUUAUAGAGCUAUAGAAAUUCAGCUGUUCGACUCUAUAUGUAUCUCAUUUGAGGUCCAGUGAGCAGUGGUAGUAGUUUGCAGGCUGGUGGAGGUCUUGCCUUAAUACAGUUCACCUGGAAUUCUUCAUUUUCUAAAAAGCAUUUCUUGACUUAAUUCCAGAGUAGCUGACAGCAGAGGUGGGAGCCCGGCUGUCCCUGUGCACAGGCCGUCUAUUCGCUGUCCUGCUGGUGGCGUAUCUGCCUGUUCAGCAAUGUUAACUAACAAACCUGAAGCUUUUUUUUUUUUGAGUAUCAUUCUGAAAAACCAUUCAUUACCUAGACUUAAUUUUCUUGUUUAUGGGAAAAAAUUCUUCUGAAAGAUACUCCCGUAACUCUUUUCAGACCUGAAGAGGUGUGAUUGAACAAAAAUGAUUUGAUUUUUGUCCUUUGACACAGGAUUGUUUGAAACUCUUUAGGAUUCACAUAAUGUGGUGCUAGGAUUAGCAAUGUAAUGAUUUCUUUUCAGAGAUAUGAUCACCAACUUGUGCUAUAUGAAGUCUGUCUCUCUAUGAAGUUACGGAUUGAGUGUAAAACAGUGUAAAAGGGGGAAAAAAAGUGAUUAUGUGGUUUAAAUAGAGUGUACUUCCUGCUAUUAAUGUAUGUGGGGGGGAGUUUAUAUUUGCUGUGAAACACAUAAGCUGUUCUCCCACUAAUGUGCCGUUCUUUCACCUUCCUACCUAUUCCUGGUUGUUUGCCCAGCAGCGGCACACUUAUGCUGGGUAUGAGCUUCAAGGGUCAAAGGCAUGAAUGCGGUGUGACUUUGGAUGUAGUUGUUUAGGUGAUAUAAAAACGCUGUUGAUAUUAUACGCAGUGUUUUGUCAGAUUCUAAAACAAAGGAUAAGUAAUGGUGAAUUAUGGUGUUCUUUGUCUUGCUUUUUUUCCUGAUAUGUGUGUGCCUUGGUUGUUUUUCAGUAUAUUCAGUCGCUGCAGAAUAAAACAGCAGAUACUCCUACCUUACAGCAGGCUAACUUUCUGAUAUUUAGUUAAAUACCAAAAAAGCAUAGAGUUUGCACAUCUUGCUCAGUGUGUAAUAAUGAUGUGUAAAGGAGGAAGUAGGAGUAUUGUUUCCUCAGACAGAACUUAAUGCACUGGUCAAAUGCUUGUGCAAUUUACUGUCUAACCAUUAUUUUAAUUAAAACCCCUGCGCUUCACUACUUAGUUGAAAGAAGUGGAACAAAAACCAAAAUGAAGAACAUGAUUACAACCACGUGAGUAACUCAGGAACUUCCUUGUACUUACAUUUUGUUGAAUGUUUGCCAUUAAAUCCUUAAGAAAACCUCUCAGCUCUAAUAGUUCAGCUGUUUUCAUUUUUUGUAUAAAAAACUGAAAUAAAGUUUUUUUAUAUUUCA